This is a messenger RNA of Diabrotica balteata, 3006 nucleotides long. The record is from the annotation of a GenBank genome assembly. Lineage: Eukaryota; Metazoa; Arthropoda; Insecta; Coleoptera; Chrysomelidae.
GACCACGUAGCUCUUCUCCAAAUAGAUAAAUAAUACCAAUUAGAUUAGAAGAAGUUAACCUUAACCUCUUAAAUAUUUUCGGAAGAAUAUUACAAAUAUUUUGUAAUAAACAAAUAAUAUGGAAGAUAGGCAGAAGAACAAUUAAAAGAAAAAUAAUAAAUAUCAACAGUUUGUAGUUCAUUUUAACAUGGAAGUAGAAUUAUUGAAACCUGGAACUGUUCCUAUUUCCCCUGAAACGAUAUUAUGGUUUGAAUUUCUGUUAGAUCCGAAUUUGUUAUUGAAGCACCUAGAAAAGUUAUCAGCAGAUCCUCCUCCUUCAGAGCUCAUAACAAAAUUUUACGAUGUCAUCUCAGAGACUUUAAGAAACAAUCCCGACACUGAGAAUGGAGAAAUUAUCAAUGUAGAAACCAAUAAUGGCAAAACUAAGCCUCCUGCCAAGACAACUGCUUUAAAAAUUUUGUCUCUUAAGGUUGGAGCCUUUUUGAAAUGGAAUUUAGUCCAAAUAAGAAACCUGCCUUUUAAGACACAAAUAAGUCUCUUACAAGAUCUGAUGUAUUUCACCAAUGAUAAAAAGACAGUAGAAAUACCAAAUGUUGAAGAAGAAGAUGUUAAAACCGCCUCGCCGCCAUAUUUGUUCGCUCUGUUGUUAUUUCACAGAUGGUUGCUGAGUACUUCUAUGCACAGAAUAACAUCUAAUUGGCAAAUCAGAUAUGGUAUAAACGACAUUUCAAAAGCAGACGAAUCUAUUAUAUGCUGUCCUGAAAACAUCAACAAAACAGUCAAUUUCCUAACCGAAGCCCUAGAAUGGCAAAUCAUCCCUGCUCUUCUAACAUUUGACUGUUUCAAGCUACCCACAGAAUCUAACGACUGUAUAGAAUUUGAAUGGACCAAAAGCGAAGAGCUAAAGAAGAACGAAUUUUCUGCCCAGAUCAACUACGAUUUGGGCACAUUCUUUUUCCACCGGGAGCAGUACGAUUUGGCGAAAAAACAUUUCUCCAAGUGCCUCGAACUAUUUGCUGACAUUCCUGAGAUCAACGGUUUCUACGAUGUUGACAAGCAAAUGCUGGAUGUGUAUAUUAAAGCGUGUCACGGAUCCGCUGAUAUUCAGAGAGGGAAUCUGCUUGAACAGCUUAACAAUUCUGUAGUAAAUCAAUAUAAAGGAAUUACGACUAUUCUACAACAGGAUAAUGUGGCCAAAGAGAUUCCUCUAAUGCAUAGAAUCAAUCUGGAGUUGGACAUUCAAGGCGCUCUAUCAAGCGGCGCAUUUACAGUCGCUAGAGAUUUGGUUUCAAAAAUUAAGGCACUUAAUAUUCUGAGGUGCGUUUUGGAUAGAAAACCCAUAUAUCAGCAUUCGUUAUGCUUGUAUAAAAACUGUGAUACAUUGAUAUGGGCAAUUCAUUCUUCUUGGAGUUCGUUCUCCUAUGUUGAUAAACAAACCAUCAAAACGUUUUUGAUAGAAGAAAUCAUAAGAGGUGAUAUUCCAGAUUUGUUGUCUAAAGUGCAGUCCAACAAAGACAUUUCUUCGGCCUUUGACAAGCUUGAUUUUUCAUAUAUUGAAAGCUUCCACUCAACUAUUGAUAUACCGGAAUGUGUGAUCAAAAUGGAACCAUUAGAGACCAAUAAAAGAAGCACUACAGUUUGGUCUAUAAAUCCACAAUGGGAAUUACCGAUUCCUUUACAAAGUGUUGUAAAGUCUUUACCUAGAGGUUUCGUGCAGGAUUUUGCUUAUGUCCUAUUAGCAAAAUCCAAGGAGCAACUAUUAAACAAAAACUUCAACUUGUCGUUAGAGUUUCUGGUCAUACUGGAAAAGGAAUUGCAAGUAACCAACUGCAACUUGACGAAACUUUUUAAGCUUGUCAGUUGGGAAAUUUUGCUCGUGCAGAUUGUACAGAUACUGGAUCAGUGGCCCAUCAUCGUCAUAGAUAAAAAUGCAGUAGCCGACGCCUGCGAAGCCUGUUUACAAACUAGCGAUUCUGUCUUACCGCGAAGCGAAAUCGUCGAGCAGUGUGUUAUAUGCUUGAUCAAUCUCGGACGGUGGGAAUUUCUGACAAAUCUGGACAAAAGGUGGGCCACGUUCGAAAUCCCUUCAGCGAUAGCUCUUUCAUGCCAAGAACUCACUAAACACAAAGGGACCAAAAAGUUAUCCAAAAAUCUAUGGGAUUUAGUAUUGCCACUUUUUGCGUCAACUUCACAAUCGAAAAGAAACGCCGCAAGUUUCAACGAUUCGUCAAACCUUAAGACCAACCUGGUGUCUAUAUUUUUCAAAUUAAAGGAAUCUUGGUGUCUCACCACUGUCAUAUCUAUGUUAACGAAAAUGUUUAACAUACUUAAAGACGAAAACGGCCUAGAGCUACAGGCCGAGUAUUGCAAUUUGUGGCCAGCUACCGUCAGCAAUGCAAAUUCGUACAAUAUCGUAGCUGUUAACGAAUUACUACUGGAGGUAAUCACCCACGGUUUGAACCAAUAUCCGAAUAAUGUUGCGUGGCUAAGAUUGAUGGGUGAUAUAAAUUUUGCAAAUGGCCAUUACCAAAUAUCGUUAAGUUACUAUCUGAAAUCCCUCCUCGUCUUUCACGAUUAUUUCAACACUCCUAUCGGCUAUGACGACCACGUGUUCCGAAGAAUGAUAAAAUGUUGCACGACCCUCGGUGCACACACUCAAGCUGCCGUUUUAUGUCAAUUUUUAGAAGAAACUGACUACAUGUUGGCGUUCCGGAUAUUGUCCGAGCAGAAAACUUGCAAUGACGCGGUCGAUGCAUAUUAUCAUUGUUUCUGGGAUACCAGUAUUUUGGAAUAUCUCAUAUACACUCAUAAUAAAAAGGGUGAGUUUCAGAGAAGGAAGAUUGCGAUACAAGUCAUUGGAAUGUUGGAGCUGAAUUCUAGUAACAAUGGAGAAAUACAAAGAGAAGCAAGUAAUUUAAGGAAAAGUACGUUUUUGAGGGCAUUGUGUAAACAGUAUGUAUUUUAGAGUGUAUUUUUAUAUUCAAAAUAAAUUUAUGUAGUUUUUUA